GUCGAGAAUCCUCAGGUCAAGGCUCCUGAGGAAGAGAGCGACAGCAUCGUCACACCAGCAAAGGAUACGGCUGAGAGGCUGCACCUCGACAAUGCUCCUAUAGUCCCACCUGCAGACCUGCCCACCGACAACGACACGUCUAGGCGACCGCUGUUGAAACGCGACUCGUCAGCACCACCGCCCAAACAGCAAACACCCGCCGUGCCUGACCUGGACCCCAGCCAGGAUCCUCCCGAUUCCCUGACACUUGCCCAACUCAAGAGUCUCCGAGCUGGCUUCCCCGUUCUCCAAGCCCACCUCCAACAACCCGUCCCCUUGUCCACCGUCUACGACUUUGAAUACCGGGACUCGCAGUCCUUCCCCGUCGAGCUCGAAGAAUGGUUCACCUACAGCGAGAAAGAGAGGUCCAAACUACGUCAGGUCAAUGCCGCCUUUGAUCACGCAUGGAAGGCACACACUGCUCAAGACCCUGUCCCGGAUUGGACUGCCUCACCGCAGUUGGGCAUGAAUUUUGUUGCCAAUCUGCUACACGACCUGCAACUCGGCUCUCCCCACCAGCAGAACACGGCUCUUCAAGUCUUGACAUACAUCUCUCUGGGUACAUGGCAAGAGACCGCUGGUAGAGAAACGCCCAGUCCCUUCUUCGCCGUUCUCGGUUCCAACCAACCACAGGUCACAGCUGGCCUCCCCAACUAUGCUGGUGCAACAUUUCAGAUUCAAAUCAUGAUCAACACUCUCUGCAUGCUCGCACAGCAAGGUGCUGUACCACUCGUAUAUGCUCUUAUGAAGUCUGUGUGUGAAAGGGACCUCACUGCUUCGGCUCAGAACGAACAUGUAUCCGCUUCCUCAAAGUUUGCCGAGGGUGACGAGAGCAUUGAUGUCUGGUGCACUUUGACACUAAUCUAUCUAUUUGUCGAACUGAGCCGCAUCUCCGAAGAAUCCGAUUUGUUGAUUACUUGCACAAACAUGAUUGCUCAAAUGAGGUGGGACGACUUUGCCCCUGUUCCUCAGACCAAGACUAUUCUCAUCUCUUUUGGUGGUAUUGAGAAAGCCGACAAGGUCAAAUGUUCAUUCCACGAUAAUGUCGGCGAGAAGGACGAACGCGGCCAUCCACUCAUCACUGCCUCCCCACUAGACUACCAUCUUUUCCGACAAGAGAUCACCUCGAAAUAUCCUGCUUACCAACCACCGCCGCCAUUGUUUGCGUUCGAGCCUGAGAAUAACACCAUCUUGCCUCCGCUUCGUCACAGACAAACAAAGAUCGACAGCAAUGACAACACUGCAUCCACAGGGACUGGUGUACACGGUGCUUCAAUUCUACAUCAGGCAGUGCACAUCGCCACUCCAGCACCAUCACCUCCGCCUUCUCCAGCGGGGCCAGGAGGUAAGGGCGGUAAGAAGCAAAACUAUCAGACUAACCAAAUGUUCCCAUUCCUCUACCCACCUUUGGACGAAUCGAGCAACGAUUUAGGUGGAAAGGGCUCUACUGAAUUGCAAGAUGCUCUAGCAGGCAGAAAAUGGAGAGGAAGUGAUGUUCCAGCUUCCAUUCUCGAAGCUGCUGACUUGUUCUCCAAACGUAUGAGGGCCACUAGAGCAAUGAAACAGCUCUGGGAUACUAGAAUCGACUACAUGAAAUUCGAGAGGGGCUGGUCAGACUCCAACGAUGACUUUGACGUGGAGAAACUCGAUCUCUAUGAGCCUCAGGAGAAUGGCUUUUCCGUAUCUGAGCACGAGGACACUGCGAAAGAACCAGAGAAAGAAAAGGAUCAAGAACCUUUGUCGGAGAAUGACAGGAUUCUAGAGGCAGUUGCACAAUUCUAUCGCGACGUCUUGCCGCAAAUGCAGUCCGUUGUCUUUGUGCUGCUCAAAGGUAUGGCCAGGGUCUAUGCAGAUACUACUGCCAAUCCACAAGCUCAGGCUUUUGAAAAUGGCCAUGUUCCUGAUGGCAUCUCAAUUUCUGCGGAACAAGUCGAUGCUUCACGUUCCACAGAAAUCACCGGCAAAGCUAUANUUCUUCGUUUCGAGUAUCUAAAUCAACUGCUCCUCGACUCGGGAUACAUCAUCGCGGUACUGCGGCUAUGGCAAUGGCAGGAUAUCGGACGCGCCUGUCACUUUAUGCUAGACAGACCAGAGCUUGAAAACCCAAUCCUGCCCGACUUUGUGACAAUUGAUGAAGCAGUGGAGUCCGAAGAUGAGGCAAUGCCUCCACCUAUCAAAUUCCGCAGAGAGUCCGAAGCAAUCUCAGAGGUUUCAGUGAGCUCAGUACCUCCGGACUACACCACCCACCCGCCCGAGGUCGACGAACUCGGCUAUCCGACACAAGCACCUCCGCCGGCGCCCAUUCAGAAUUAUUCCUACCGAAACACUUUCACCUACAUCAAUUACUUGCGCGUACUACAANAGAUCACUCGCCGUAAAGCGCAUCGCUCUCUGCUCUUGGUGUCCUAUAAGUCAUCCAACGUGCUGAAGAAGUCGCUACGGGUGCCUGUGGAUAUGAUGAGAUACUACACGCUCAAGCUCUUCAAGACUCAAGUGCCCUACUGCGGUCGCAAAUGGCGUCAGAGCAACAUGAAGAUCAUCACAGCGGUCUGGCUCAGCGUACCUUCCGAGCUACGCGAUGAUUGGCUUUCUGGCGGUGGUGGUGGUAUGGGCGGCGCUGGUCCUGGAGAUGUGGACGGAACUGUAGAGGAAGCCCUGCCUCUUGAGCAAUCGCUGCGUAGUCUUACGCACUGGUGGAAUGUGCGCAACUAUCCUGACAAGAUGGGUGUGGACAAGAAGUUGGUGAUGGAGGAGCAGGACUUUUUCGCAAAAGAGCUGGAGAAGAUGGAAUUGGGACGCAUAGAGGAUGAAAUGCUCGAUGAGAGUAUGAUUGAGGGUGCAUGGGCCCAGCCUAUGGAAAACUAUGCAUAG
This is a messenger RNA of Aureobasidium vineae, 2910 nucleotides long. The record is from the annotation of a GenBank genome assembly. Lineage: Eukaryota; Fungi; Ascomycota; Dothideomycetes; Dothideales; Saccotheciaceae.